UCCUUCAAACGCAUGGCAGCUGUCCGGUUGGUGCGAUAUUUCAAUUGGGAAUGGGCCGGCGCCCGAAUCACGAUGUUUCAAGUACAUUGAAUGGGAGUGAGCCGUACCAAAUUUCCGUUGCCCCAAACACUGGCUGCCGCAUUUAUCAUUCGAUGCAAUUUGUUUCUGAUCGCCAGACCCAGGAAAAUCAUCUGUAAGGACCCGAGGGCUUGGCCCUCAUCAUCUAAACCAUGAACGAAAUACAUCACCCCGCAGCUGGGUCCACGAAUCUCCAAUCUAUGUGACUUCAAGUGGGUCAACAUAGGUCCUUGGUCUACUCAUAAAGCUUCUCUCUUCCACUUCUCAACUUUUCUCUCAAGCAUCAGUCACUCUUUACAUUUCUUUCUAUACGCUCAUUCGUUGCGCCAUGCGCUUUUCAACUUCUAUCCUGGUCGCUGCUGGAGCAGCGGCAGUCCUUGCAGCUCCCAUCAGAGAAGAAGCAUUUGAUCCUUAUGAUGAGUGCGAUAAUGAGGAUUUCACCAGUCACUCCGAAGCACCCCAUACCUUCACACAUGGAACACAUUCUCAUACUACAGCCGUGCCUCUUACAACCUCCGCCUCCAUUUCAGCAAGCAGUAUCGUCAUUGCUACUAGUCUUCCUACCAUUGAAAGCUCGAGCAGUCCUGUUUCCAUAGUUGAAGCUUCAAGCAGUACUAUUGUCUCAGUCCCCGUCCAGACCUCAGCAAGCAGUGUUGCCGCUAUUGUGGCAUCAUCAACUCCAGUCAGCUCAAGCUCGGCAGAAGGUGUUGUUGCCUCCUCAUCAAGCGCCAUCGCAGACACCAGCUCGGCCUCAGUAUCAUCCAGCGCAUCCUCAUCCGCCAGUACUGGAGCUCUCGAAUUCCUUGGUGUGAACGAAUCCGGAGCAGAGUUUGGAAGCACAGACAUCCCAGGAACACUGGGCACAGACUACACCUGGCCCAAUACCUCUGCCAUCCAAAUCCUUAUGGAUAAGGGAAUGAACAUCUUCCGCAUUCCUUUCCUCAUGGAACGUCUUGCCCAAGGAACCAUGACUGCAUCCCUCGACGCCACCUACCUCGCAGCCUUGAAGACGACCGUUGAAUUCAUCACUACUGCCGGUGGACACGCCAUUGUUGAUCCUCAUAACUUCGGACGAUACGACGGCACGAUCUUCACUUCUACCUCCGACUUCCAGACUUUCUGGACCAACGUCGCUACUGAGUUUGCAACCAACGACAAUGUGAUCUUCGACUGCAAUAACGAGUUUCACGACGAACCUUCCAAUACCGUCGUUGCGGAUCUGAACCAAGCCUGUAUCGAUGGUGUCCGAGCAGCUGGUGCCACCACUCAGUAUAUCUUCGUCGAAGGCACUUCCUACACAGGUGCCUGGACUUGGGUAUCAUCCGGUAACAGCGUAGCAAUGGCGAACCUCACCGACCCCUCUGACAAGAUCGUGUAUGAAAUGCAUCAAUACCUAGACUCAGACGGAUCUGGCACAUCCGCCACCUGUGUCUCUACCACUAUCGGCGCUGAACGUAUCGCUGCCGCCACUAGCUGGCUCCAAGAGAACGGCAAGAAGGGUAUCAUUGGAGAAUUCGCUGGAGGAGCGAACUCGGAUUGUGAGACAGCUGUCACCGGAAUGCUGGAUGCAUUGGCAGCCGCUUCUGAUGUCUGGAUGGGUGCUCUGUGGUGGGGAGGUGGACCAUGGUGGGGAGACUACAUUUACUCUAUGGAGCCGCCCAGUGGGACAGCUUAUGUACCAUAUAUCGAUAUUCUCACCAAGUAUAUCUAAAGAGGAGGUGGAAGAAACGUGGAGUGGAAGAGAGAAAGUCAACAUCUGGAUUGUUGACUGUUGGAUUCUUGUACAUAACUUUACUUUCUCGGAACAACAAAUUUCCGGUGCACCAAAAGCACACGUUCAUCA
Mollisia scopiformis is the source of this 1921-nucleotide messenger RNA. RefSeq names its product glycoside hydrolase. The transcript has 3 exons. NCBI's taxonomy places the organism in Eukaryota, Fungi, Ascomycota, Leotiomycetes, Helotiales, Mollisiaceae. Gene Ontology annotation, molecular function: hydrolase activity, hydrolyzing O-glycosyl compounds. Bases 407 to 1789 code for a protein of 460 amino acids. Gene Ontology annotation, biological process: glucan catabolic process. The record is from RefSeq and is a predicted model, not a curated record.